AUGAAGGUUUGCUACACUUUGUUUGUCCUUGGGUUUGCAAACCUCUCACUCGCGUCUCCCGCUCCCCCCAUCAGCGAGAACCCUUCAAGUGUGCUUUUCAAACGCAAUUUCGGAAACUGCAACGGCUGCGGCAAAUGCAACCUGUCCAACACGUUUAUCGGAAACUGCCACGAUGCGGUUAACAAGUUUCAGAGUGGCUACAACUACAACUCGCAUCAAAGAUUUACCGUGGGCGAAUGCUAUGCUGACUGGUACUGCAACGGUGCGUAUCCUACCAAGGACGGUGCCGAUAUCAAAAACGUGUUCAACGUCGGAAUCUACCAGAAGGCGGGUUGCCAAGCUUGUGGAGAGUGGUGGUUGGAGGACGGCAGUAACUGCCAUGGAACAAUCCAAGCCAAGGGUUGCUGA
Messenger RNA from Exserohilum turcica Et28A, 408 nucleotides. RefSeq lists its product as uncharacterized. The record is from RefSeq and is a predicted model, not a curated record. The transcript has 3 exons. Bases 1 to 408 code for a protein of 135 amino acids. NCBI's taxonomy places the organism in Eukaryota, Fungi, Ascomycota, Dothideomycetes, Pleosporales, Pleosporaceae.